UCGUGUCUUUUGAUUUUUGGUGCGUCAUCCAUUCCAUGUAGGCUAGCAAUAAGGUGGAGUCAUCAAACAAAACAGUUGCGAAAAGUUUUGAAAUUGGACAUCGACAAAUGAACAAUUUAUUAUUCCUGUCACAACGUCGUUGACAGCGGUAACACCUACAACUUGUAAGAUGACACCAGCAGCUUUCACAAGGCACACAGGGGUGUUUCAUUGAGAAGUGGAGGUAGCCUGCGUUCUUAUUGUACAUUUUCCAUUUAGCGGACCUGAGUAGAUAACCUGUAAGUGAUGUUUGGUUCUGCUGUGCCGACACAUACCGUCUCUUUGUUGAUUAUUACUGGAGGAACUUAUUGAACAGUUUUACUUACUCAUUGACUCUGUAAAAGAGGAGGGAACCAUGAACAGUCUGGUGGAAACAGAGGACGACCAAUACAGUCCAAUACAUCUCACUGGGCUCGGAAUAUGUUGCCCCCUCAGUCCCAAACUGCACCACGAUGGGCCUGGUCUGAAGAGCACACAGCAGUACACCAAAUGGCUCCCCAGCCGCCACGAGGCCAGCCUGCUGCCCAUGAGAGAGGAUCUGGCUCUCUGGCUCAACAUGUUUCUGGACUCUGGGGUCACGGCUGACAGCCUGAUGGACAGGCUGGAUAAUGGGGUUCUGCUGUGCCAGCUGGCCGAGGAGCUACAGGAGAGAAUGAUCCAAGCCAGCAAUGGCAAGGCCUUCGUCCGCAGGGUGAUUCAUUGGCGAGCUGAUGCUACUUCUGGCUCUUUCUUUGCCCGGGACAACACUGCCAACUUCCUCUACUGGUGUCGGAAGAUUGGUGUGGAUGAGACCUACCUGUUUGAGUCUGAAGGUUUGGUGCUCCACAAACAACCUCGGGAGGUGUGUCUCUGUCUUAUGGAGCUGGGAAGGAUUGCAGUCAGGUAUGGUGUGGAGCCCCCAGGGUUGGUGAAGCUGGAGAGAGAGAUAGAGAGGGAGGAGGGAGGGUCUCUCACCCCAUCAUCACCUCUGGCCUUCCCCUCACCCACAACUCUUCCCUUGAUCUUACCGCUGCUCCAUGCUCCUACACCCCCUGCUUCUGUAACCCCACCUCCCAGUCCAAGCCCACCCCCUUCCUCAGCCCCAGUAGACCCUACUCAUCCAACUUCCAUCUCAUCCUCGUCAACCACCACUAGCACAACUUCCACUCAAACCUCAUCUGUUACCAUGGUCACAAUCUCCACUCGGACCCCUCCCACAACACCAACCACAGAUCCUAUCUCAGCCCUGAGCCUUACAGAGACCCCUGUCUCCCCCUCUCCACCUCCUCCUUCACAUCCUCCGCCACUGCCGUCACCUCCAUCCCAACCCUCACCCUCUCCCUCACCUAAGCCCAAGGCACGUCGUUCAAGUAAAUCAUCUGCUAAGAAGACGCCAAGCACAUGCAACUUGUUGGAUGACAUAGUGAGAAACAUUAUCGAGGACCCGCCAUGCAGCUGCCCCGCUAAGUUCCCUGUGGAGAAGCAUCCUAAAGGACGCUACCGUGUCGGGGAGAAGGUCCUCUACGUACGAAUGCUGAAUGAGCAUCAUGUGAUGGUGCGCAUCGGGGGAGGCUGGGAGACCUUGGGAUGUUACCUGCUGAAGCAUGACCCCUGCCGAAGUCCACCGGUCACCCCGGUCAGGACCUGUCGGGCCAAAGGAAAGUCCCCCAACAUGAAGAACUUCUCACCACUGUCACCAGACAGCUAUAUGGUGGUGGGGGCACACUACCGUGCCAAGAAAUAAAACAUGAAUCUGUUCAACCAUAACAGAUAACUGACACCACAACCUAGCAAUGAAGCUUCCUGGUUAUUCUGAGCAUAUCAAGGUUUUUUCUGGAGAUUUAUUUGAGUGAAAGCUAUUGCCUAGUGACCAGAGGCGUGUAAUAUAUAUAUAUAUAUAUAUAUCUGGUAAGUUGGGUUUAGUGGCUCACAUGUAUGUAGAAAGGUUUAUUUUAUCAUCUAUUUUUAAGAUUAGUUUGAAAAAAGUGAUCUUAUCUGUAAAAAUCUAUCCUGUUGUCUUUAAAAGAGUUGAUCCAGAAAGGCUAGUAUAGCUGAGGGGUAAUGGUGUUUAUUUUAAUAUAUUGGAUGAGGGCUCAUCUCAAGACUGUCCAGUCAUUUCUCUAUAAGAAUUGUUUUAUUGUACUAUAAGAUAUUUUUGAUAGUACUCUGAGAGAAGACGAUAUAGGGACCAUUUAUUAAAUGUUUCUUUUUCAGUAUUUUAUGUAUAUUUUGGAAUGUACUCUGAUUGAAUAUCAUGUAAUGACAUCACAUUUUUACCUUUUUUCAUGCCCAUGUACACUAUGAAUUUAUCUGUAGUCAGUUGUUCGAUGGUUAGCUCCUACCCUGCAGCCUUGACUCUUCCUCAAUUGCUGGAAUUAACACGACUGAGGACACAGCCAGAAAAUACCCAACUUUCCUCUAGGUGGCACUGUGUCAUAAGCAAUAGAUGGUACAAGCAACACCUAGCCCAGGGUUUCUUAGCCUCUGUGGCUGCAUUUAGACAUGCGGCAUAAUUAUAUUUUUUGGACCAAUCAGAUCAGCCCUAAAAAUGAUCUAAUGUGAAAAGAUCUGUGAUUGGUCAAAAUACCUAUUGGUGGGAAAAAAGAACAGAAAUGGCCUGCCUGUCUAAACGCAGCCUAAAAUUAUUACAGGGAAUUCAUCCACUGAGGUCCACUUAAAGUAAGUCUAGCAUUUGGACUAAAUCAGUGUCAGCUCACUAACUGACAGAUGUCGGCAACAUCCAUGUGAUUGUUUUUAAAACCUCAUCAGUUCUGUAUUAGUUUGGAGAAUGAAUAUGUGCUACAUACUGAUGAAAGACAAACAGAGAUGGA
Messenger RNA from Salmo salar (Atlantic salmon), 2849 nucleotides. RefSeq names its product growth arrest-specific protein 2. The record is from RefSeq and is a predicted model, not a curated record. NCBI's taxonomy places the organism in Eukaryota, Metazoa, Chordata, Actinopteri, Salmoniformes, Salmonidae. Gene Ontology annotation, molecular function: cytoskeletal adaptor activity; microtubule binding; actin filament binding. Gene Ontology annotation, cellular component: actin filament. Gene Ontology annotation, biological process: actin crosslink formation.